UUUUUCUUUUUUCCAGGCAGUAUGCUUUGUUCUCAUUUGACCACUGUUCAAGAACACAUAUAGAAAGAUCAAUAGGGUGUUGGCAGAGUUGUUGUGGCUGCAACUAGUUUGGCUUGUUGAUUGGUGGGCAGGAGUUAAGAUUAAAGUGUUUGCAGAUCUUGAAAGCUUCAAUUCAAUGGGUAAGGAACAUGCCCUUGUCAUAUGCAAUCACAGAAGUGAUAUCGAUUGGCUAGUUGGAUGGGUUUUAGCACAGCGAUCAGGUUGUCUUGGCACUUCAUUAGUCGUAAUGAAGAAAUCAUCAAAAUUCCUACCGGUCAUAGGUUGGUCAAUGUGGUUUUCUGAGUAUCUGUUUUUGGAUCGAAGCUGGGCUAAGGAUAAAAGCACGUUAAAGGCAGGUCUUCAAUGUUUAAAGGACUUCCCACAACCAUUUUGGUUGGCACUUUUUGUAGAAGGAACACGCUUUACACAAGCAAAGCUUCUAGCAGCUCAAGAAUAUGCAACCUCACAAGGAUUGCCUGUACCUAGAAAUGUUUUAAUUCCUAGUACAAAGGGCUUUGUUUCAGCUGUAAGUCAUAUGCGUUCAUUUGUUCCAGCUGUUUAUGAUAUGACAGUGGCAAUUCCUAAAAGCUCACCCUCACCUACAAUGCUUAGACUUUUCAAGGGUCAAUCUUCAGUGGUGCAUGUACACGUCAAGUGGCAUCUUAUGAAGGAACUGCCUAAAACGGACGAGGCAGUUGCACAAUGGUGUAAAGAUCUGUUCGUGGAGAAAGAUAAGCUGUUGGACAAACAUGUAGCUGAGGACACAUUUAGUGACCAACCGUUACAGGAUAUUGUUCAGCCGAUUAAACCGCUUUUGCGUUUGUAGUAGUUGCUUCUGGAACUAAAUAUGAUAAUCAUCUUCUUGUUUUUGGAUCACGUUGUUUCUUCUUGGGCGUGUCUCCUGGCUUAUGGAGCUCUCAAGUUUCUGCAAUGGUCUUCACUUUUAUCCUCAUGGAAAGGGAUUGCAGUGUCAGCAGUUGGCUUAGCCAUUGUUACCAUUCUCAUGCAAAUCAUGAUUCUCUUCUCUCAGUCUGAGCGUUCAACUCUCACCAAGGUUUCACCUGGGAAGCCCAAGGACAAUGGCGAGAGUUCAGAGACAAGACGAGAUAAACAACAGUAGGUUGAGCUUUUCCUUGCAAGAUAUCAUCCGAUGGGAAGUACAUAUGUUUUCAUAAACCUAAAAUGUGUACUGUCUUUACUUUCACUUAGCAACCAAUAUGCUUUCGUUUUAGAUGGACUUUCAAGCAUGUCUUUUGGUCAUCAGAAGGAUUCAAAUGAAACAAGCUUGUAUGCAUAUUAUCAGUUCUUUGUUUUUCUGGGAAGUGAGGGUUUGCUUGCAAAGGCAGUGCUCUUAAAAUGGCUACAUUUAGGGCUUAACCCAGUCU
Hibiscus syriacus is the source of this 1424-nucleotide messenger RNA. RefSeq names its product 1-acyl-sn-glycerol-3-phosphate acyltransferase 2-like. NCBI's taxonomy places the organism in Eukaryota, Viridiplantae, Streptophyta, Magnoliopsida, Malvales, Malvaceae. The transcript has 10 exons. Gene Ontology annotation, molecular function: 1-acylglycerol-3-phosphate O-acyltransferase activity. Bases 176 to 865 code for a protein of 229 amino acids. Gene Ontology annotation, cellular component: endomembrane system. The record is from RefSeq and is a predicted model, not a curated record.